ACUGGUAAUAUGACAACGUGUGACCAACCGGCUUUAUUGUGCACCCGGCUAUCGGAUUGUUUUCUACACAAGUGAAAAAAUGUAUAUGUGCAUGUUCUAUAUUAUAGUAUGGACUGGCUAACGCGUGGUGACGUGCAAUUUAUUUAACAAAAUCAUUUAAUUACAAUGGCAUCAUUUUGGAACGUUACUACAGACGGUCGUAAGACGGUUGAGCGGAAGUUAAACCAGUUCGGUGAUUUCGAGGAUGUGACGAACAUGUCAGUGAACGACUGGGACUAUCGCUGGUCCCUCGGCCAAACGAAGUUCCACAUGCCCAAAGUGCAUCCAAUGCUGCAAAAACACAUAGAAAGGCUGACUAAAGGCAAGAACAAAGCGUCCGUUUUUGUUUCUCUCUGCGGAAAGACACUGGACAUGAAAUGGCUGUUGGACGAGGGUCAUGAGGUCAUUGGUAACGAAUGUGUCGACAGUGCUUGCAGGCAGUUCUUCGAAGAACACAACAUUCCUUACACCAGCACCCCUCUUACAGGGAUAGAGGGCGUCCUGUAUCAGGCCACUGAUGGAACUCCAAUAAAACUAUACCGAUGUGAUUGCUUUGAUAUUUCUAGCAAAAUCUGUGGACAAUUCGACUGCAUUUGGGACAGAGGUGGUUUUGUUGCACUUCCGGUGAAAGACAGAACAAGGUACGCCCUGGUGAUGGCAGACUUGAUGAAGAAGGACGGUCUAUACCUUCUAGAUUGCUUCCUUGUGGACAACAGCGUAUUUGGGGGUCCUCCGUUCAACUGUGACCAAUACGAUGUCAAACAGGCAUUUGGGAAACUUUGCAAAGUGGAAAAGAUUGAUACCGAGGACGCUUUUACAAAGUGGCAAGAGGCAUGGGGAAUUGACUCAUUCAUUGAAGAUGUUUACCUGCUAGAAAAGAAAUAGCUUCGAGAAAAUGUACUACAGAAAUGUAUAACUUCAUGUCUUGCAUUGGUGGGGUAAAGAGAAUCUUGACAAUGAUAACGGCUCUUUUUCGGCGUAGUUGUAUAAGAUGGGAUUUGAAAUAUAUGCUCUCUAUUUCCUCUGAACAAAAUACAUAUAUUAAAUUACAUAAUUAAGGCAUCAAAUAAUGGUAAUUGAACGCGGUGUGUAAAUGCAUGAGCAUAACAGUUUUUAAUUGGCCGAUAUAAACCAGUAAAAAAUCACCAAAAGUGUAGGUUAACUAGUCUUUAAACAACGGGAUAACCUGAAAGCCAUCGUUAAGAUAGCCCUCCCCGAUAAACACUAUGCAUGAACAAUAAAACAAUGCACAAAAACCAACUCACUAGAAUUACGGAAGUGUUGAAUUAGAAGAUUAUUCAUAUAAAACAGUAUUGAAACUAAUGGUAUUCAAGAUUGAAAAACUGAUUUGCCGUUUUUUCGUUUGAAUACAAAUUGUAUUAUUGUGUUCGUACAUUUUGACUUAAAAUGGCACGUGAUUUAAGCAAUACCUUGCUUGACUACCAUUGAAUUGUUUUUAAAAUGUGUGUUAUUAUCGUGUGUGUUUUUGCAAUUUAUUUUAAUUGUAUGCAAUCUGGUCAUAAUAGUAAAGAUUUAGUUUAUUUCAUCUUAGUUGAACACCAAUCGAUAAACCUGGCCCGUCUUCCAAACUCUUGCCAGACAACAUUGUUAUCAAACCCAAAUAUGUUAUUUUUGAAACUAUAUCUAAUUGGGUGUUAUAAUUCUAAUACACGGAACCAAAAAAGGGGAGGCAAAUGUAAAAGCAAAUGUAAUGUGCAGUUUACAAUUUAACAAAUAUCAAACAUUAUUGCAUCUCCACUGUUGGUUUGUAAAAAAUAUUUCUUUUUCGGCUACCCUUUUACGAGCAGUAUUUUUAUAAAUUAGCCUCAAUAAAUAAAAAAUAAGAAUUUAUGACAGUUUAACUGCCCUGCAUAGUCACGAUUUGAUACUGUAAAUAGGCGUGUACAUAAACUAUAUUUUGUUUUAAUAUUACUUCCAUGGUGGUAUUUUAACUAAGCUCUUGUGACUGUGAUAAUAUCACCAACACUCACCUAGUGGCUAUCAUGUUUAUCGUCUUCAUCUUAAAGGUUUUUGCUUUAACUUUUAGCUUUGUCAGUACUUUAAAUUUUUAUGAAUAAAUUUGUAUACAUCGUGA
Molecule: messenger RNA, 2134 nt
Organism: Mya arenaria
Lineage: Eukaryota; Metazoa; Mollusca; Bivalvia; Myida; Myidae
Product: probable thiopurine S-methyltransferase
Exons: 9
Coding region: 166-924 (252 amino acids)
Molecular function (GO): thiopurine S-methyltransferase activity
Source: RefSeq, a predicted model, not a curated record